AUGAUCUGGAUCCAGAUAGAAGGCCCUCGUCCUCCACAGCCGCAAUCAACAAGACUCAAGAGAUGGAGGUUGUUUCGCCGGCAGACGAACCAAGAAGCAAACUUAAGAUUGCAGCUAUUUUGAUAGCUCUGAAUGUAGCCUUGGAUCAAACAAUCGUGUCGACGGCAUUGCCAACCAUUGCUUCUGAACUACACUCUGCAAGUGGCUACACAUGGGUUGGCUCAGCAUAUCUGCUAGCCAACGCAGCCGCUGCACCAAUCUGGGCCAAACUGUCAGACAUCUGGGGCAGAAAGCUCAUUCUAUUGACAUCAGUAGCUUGGUUCUUUGUAAGCUCGAUUAUAUGUGCUACUGCUCCUAGCAUGUCCGUCUUGAUUGCUGGACGAGCACUUCAGGGUGUUGGCGGUGGUGCACUGAUUCAAGUUACCAUCAUCACUAUCUCGGAUUUGUUCAGUAUGAGGCUUCGCACUUUGUUCAUUGGACUUAUGGAGUUUAUGUGGGCUCUUGCUGGUGGCAUUGGCCCUAUUGUUGGAGGUGUCUUUUCUGAAUCUGUGUCUUGGAGAUGGUGUUUCUGGGUCAACCUUCCCAUCUCUGGAACAGCNUUUUUCCUGCUCCUCUUCUUCCUCGACGUUCACAACCCAAGAACAAAAGUGGUGGAAGGCAUCAUGGCAAUCGACUUCCUGGGCAGUCUUUGUGUCCUCGGAUUGACUCUCAUGUUGCUUCUUGGCCUUGACUUUGGUGGUGUGAUCUUCCCCUGGUCUUCGCCAAAAGUGAUCUGUUUGAUCGUCUUCGGUGUCGUAAUGGGUGGUCUAUUCGUCUUGAGCGAGAAGAAGUAUGCUCGUUACCCUUUGAUGCCACUGGGUAUAUUCAGCCACCCAAGCAACGUUGCUUGUCUCGUUGUUACCUUCUGCCAUGCUGAAUACUUCCUCCCUCUCUACUUCCAAUCCGUCAGACAAGCCACCCCUAUCCACUCAGGAAUCUACAUUUUACCAUUAACCCUCUGCGAAGCCUUCAUGGGCAUCAUGAGCGGCCUCAUCAUCCACAGAACCGGUCGCUAUCAAGAACUCAUCUGGGUAGGCAUGGCUUUGUGCACUCUCGGCAUGGGUCUAUACAUCUACAUCGACGCCUCCACACCCCUAGCCACAAUUCUAGGUCUGGAAGUCGUUGAAGGUUUAGGUGCAGGAAUGCUAUUCGAACCUCCGCUGAUUGCAAUGCAAGCGCUUGUCAAACAAGACGAUGUGGCUACUGCAACGGCAACUCUUGGGUUUAUUCGCAAUCUUGCGACUUCGAUGUCGAUUGUUAUUGCUGGUGUUGUGAUUCAGAACUCUAUGGCUUCGAGGUCGUCUGCUUUGCGCGCUGCUGGGCUUUCGCCUGAGCUUCUUUCUGAGUUUACGGGUGGAGAUGCAGCUGCGAACGUAGAGAUGAUCAAGAACAUUGUUGAUGUGGGACAGAGAAAUGCAGUCAAAGAGGCGUUCGCAUUUAGUUUGCAGAGGACGUGGAUCUUGAUGACGGCUGUGAGUGCGUUUGGCUUUGCAGCGAGUUUCUUUAUCGUGAGGAGCCACUUGAGCAAAGAACAUACAGAGACAAAGACGGGGAUCAAAGAAAAAGAGACACCAAGCACUUCU
Aureobasidium musti is the source of this 1622-nucleotide messenger RNA. The record is from the annotation of a GenBank genome assembly. NCBI's taxonomy places the organism in Eukaryota, Fungi, Ascomycota, Dothideomycetes, Dothideales, Saccotheciaceae.